AUGGUUACCUUCACUUCCAUAGCCAUCGCCGCCACCACCCUUCUGGGCCUGACCACUGCUGCACCCAGCACCGUUCGCGGCACCGGUGUUACCCAUCGCAUCUUCGCCGGGAGUACAACAGCCGACCGUGGCCUCCACUUUGAGCCCGAGAACGUUGUUGCCGAGAUCGGUGACAUGAUCGAAGUCCACUUCCUCCCUAAGAACCACACAUUCGUACAAUCUUCCUUCGACAAGCCAUGCGAGCCUCUCGAAGGCGGUCAGGGCGUAUUCUCUGGUUUCAACUUUUUCACUUCGGUCGGCGAGGCUCCUCAUGUGUUCAACUUCAUGGUGAAGGAUAAGAAUCCCAUGUGGUACUACUGUUCCCAGGCCGUUGGCAACCACUGCCAGAACGGUAUGACCGGAGUCAUCAACCAGGACUUCAACUCUGAUAAGACGCUUGCAGCGCACAAACAGAAGGCCAAGGAAACUGUUAUUAUACAGCCAUCUGUCGACUCUUUACAGUCUCAGGGCGGCUGGAUUCUACCCAAUAAGCCUCUUUGA
Messenger RNA from Dothidotthia symphoricarpi CBS 119687, 540 nucleotides. RefSeq lists its product as uncharacterized. The transcript has a single exon. NCBI's taxonomy places the organism in Eukaryota, Fungi, Ascomycota, Dothideomycetes, Pleosporales, Dothidotthiaceae. The coding region runs from base 1 to 540 and encodes 179 amino acids. The record is from RefSeq and is a predicted model, not a curated record.